UAUUAUUAUUAUUAUUAUUGUUAUUAUUUAUCUAAAUAAGUACAUUAAAUGAUACAAUCUGAGAUGCUGAAUCCAAAAUGGUUGAGAUGAACCCAUGAGGCAAACAGAUUUUUACGCAUGCACGUCGCUUGUAAUUUGCAGGCUCUUUUGGCACGGAUCCACAUGGACAUCUAAUCAUCUAAUUGUUCUAGCAGGUUCGCAUCCAUCCAACGCAAUGCGAGCGAUGUAAGAACAAAAUAUCACGCUGACGGCACAAGCGGUCAGGCACGUAGCUCGGCAAUAAUGCGGCUCUGCCAGCUUUGUCCUUCAACUUUUGACACCAGAAGCUACCUGGAUGAUAAAAGCUAUUAUUAUAGCCGGCCUGUGCCAGUUUCACCCCCUGUUGGAUCGUUUUUCAGGGAAUCAGUCCUGAGGAUUGGAGAAGCCUCUGAUAGCAGUAGAUCAUGCUGGACACUGAUUUGCUGAUUCACAAUGUUGACGAGGCUUUUCAGUGAUCCUUCGUUGCUUCCCGACGUGCAAAAAUACUCCGCCUGGGCGGAAGACAGCGAUGGAGAGGACCACAAAAUCAAAGACGAGGACCAGGACGCGCAGGACGACAUGGAGGCCUCUGACCUGAGGGGAGACAGUCGGACGCAAUCGGAGCACGCCGGGGACGACGACGAGGACGACGAAGUGGAAGAAGACGAGGACGGUGAGGAUACCGAGGGUGACAGGCCCAAGAAAAGGGGCCCCAAAAAGCGCAAAAUGACCCAGGCUCGGAUCGAGCGCUCCAAGAUGCGGAGGGUAAAGGCCAACGCCAGAGAGCGGACCCGGAUGCACGAUCUGAACUCUGCGCUUGACAAUCUGCGUAAAGUUGUGCCCUGCUACUCCAAAACGCAAAAAUUGUCCAAAAUCGAGACGCUGCGAUUGGCAAAAAACUAUAUCUGGGCCUUGUCGGAGAUACUGCGCUCUGGAAAGAGGCCUGAUCUUGUUGCCUACGUCCAGACGCUGUGCAAGGGUCUCUCCCAGCCCACUACCAACCUGGUGGCGGGAUGCCUGCAGCUGAACUCCCGCAACUUCCUCACUGAGCAGCAGUGUCAGGACGGGGGCAGGUAUGGCUCCGGCUCCUUCUCCAUGCACUCCUACCCGUACCAGUGCGCGCGUCUGUCCAGCCCCCACUGCCAGCCGGGCUCGAACUCGCACCCGCUGAGGACGCACGGUUAUUGCUCGACGUACGACUCUCUGUACGGUGGGAGCGGGUCACCGGAGUACAACAGCCCCGAGUACGAGGGCCCUCUCAGCCCGCCCCUGUGCAUCAACGGCAACUUUUCCCUCAAGCACCAAGGCUCUGCGUCCCCGGAGAACGAGAAGGGGUACCACUACUCUAUGCAUUACUCUGGCCUGCCUGGCUCCAGACCGGCAGGGGCCCACAAUCUGGUGUUUGGCUCCUCGGGGGCCCGGAGCGGCAUUCACUCUGAAAACGUCCUGCCUUACCACGACAUGCACUUACACCACGAGCGGGCCCCAGUCUAUGAUGAACUGAACGCGUUUUUUCACAAUUGAAAAGUGAAGCCCAUCGUGCGUCCUCUUGUUGUCAAAACCACUCACGGCACACUUUCGGACUGUAAGCCCGCCAGGAUCCAGACAGUAUCCUGGACAUAAUAUUAAUAAUAAUAAUAAAACCUCUCACUCAUUGUUUUCAUUGGUGUUUUUUUUUUCUUUGCCUGUCAACAUCCAGUCUGUUUUUGUUAUAGUCAGGGAUGUAGUGGAAGAAAACCUUACCUACAAUCUCAUUUUGCGCAAUAAAAGCUUCCUUUGAAAGUGACAUGCAUUUCGAGAGGACUUCAUACACAAACCACAUUAGAAGACAACAAACGGAUUUGAAAUCAUAUUUAUCAUGUGUGAUUUGUGUUUGUAUUGGUGAUUGUUUGCAUUUUGGUAGAAGGACGUCCUACUUCACAUUCCCCACCUCCCCUGAUUACCACUACAUCGCUGGCUAUACAGCAACACUCACCUAAAAGUGGUGGUUAUGUUAUAUAGAAACAAUAAAAAAAAUGUUAAAAAAAAAUCACCUGCAAGGGACGAAAUGAAAAAAAAAAUCUAACAG
This is a messenger RNA of Poecilia reticulata (guppy), 2086 nucleotides long. Its product is annotated as neurogenic differentiation factor 2. The record is from RefSeq and is a predicted model, not a curated record. Gene Ontology annotation, biological process: nervous system development; sensory organ development; positive regulation of transcription by RNA polymerase II. Gene Ontology annotation, cellular component: nucleus. Gene Ontology annotation, molecular function: protein dimerization activity; DNA-binding transcription factor activity, RNA polymerase II-specific; E-box binding. NCBI's taxonomy places the organism in Eukaryota, Metazoa, Chordata, Actinopteri, Cyprinodontiformes, Poeciliidae.